AUGUCAGAAUGGGCUUGGGACUAUACAAGAGAAACAGAAUUGGCCGAAAUAAUCCUCAAGAAUAAACCAAACAAAACAAUAAAAAUAGGAACUUUCGAUGAAUGGAAACAAUACUCCCCUCCAAGAAAGUUCUCUACUUGUUACCGUUCCAAAAACGAGGACAGCUUUGAGCUCUUUCAAAGAGUAAUCAUGCUCUCUGGAAGCGCUCUUGCAAAUUGGGCUUUCGCCAACGACCCAGUCACAAAAGCAGAAUUCUUCGCGAAGCAACUUGGCUGUCCGAUAAAAUUCAACGUCACAGAGACGAUCGAAUGUCUCCAGUCAAAGUCAACAUGGUCCGAUUUUGUCGAAAUUGAUAUGAAGAUGUUUGGCAACGAUUUUUCGCCCAUCUGGGGACCUGUUCUAGACGGCGUUGUGCUCAGUUCAGAUCCAAAUAGCGGAAGUCCUCUUCAAAGAAUGCAGAGUGGAGAAUACUUCGACUAUGAGGUUCUUGUUGGAGUCGACCAAGGGGAAGGGAUCUUCUUUGUCCCACAAUCGUCGCAGUACAAUUACGAUCAAUCCAGCGACAAUUCUGAUCAGAGCUGGACAAAACUUCUGAAUAAGCUGAUCCGAACAAACUUUAAGUCCCUUCCUUCCGCUUCUUACAUCUCCAACGUCGUCGAUUUCGUCUACAGCGGCUGGAACAGCAACACCACCAAGCUUACCCCGCGACAGAAAGGCCUCCAAAUGUUCUCCGACUUUGGCUGGACAUCGAACGCCGUCCGCACGGCUGAGCUACAUUCCGGGCUCAACUAUGACACGUUCGUUUACUUAUUCGACCAUCGAAUGGGCUCCGAAUCAUAUCGACCGUCAGAGCUUGACCGCGCCGGUACUAAUCAGGCGAUAGCAUUCUUAUUCGGAAUACCAUUUUAUGGAAAAGACACCUUCGCACCCGGUUUUGAUUCCAUCGUGUGGUCGCCUGAGGAGAAGACGUUAAGCUGUUCAAUGAUGACAUAUUUUGCUAACUUCAUUAAUUAUGGUGAUCCGUCUCCGAGAGGGUCAGAUAAAAUGAUUCAAAACAACAAAUGCAUUGUUGGCGAGCGAUUUUGGCCAAGAAAUCUCUAUUCUGGAAUAUCCUGGCCUAAAUUUACCCCUUCGACUCGGAAAACCAUGGAGUUCUCACUGAGAGGAUCGAAACUGUACCGUGACUCGCCACCUGUAGAACGAACACUUGUAGAUUACGCGUCUCAAAGAAUGAAGCUCUGGAACAGUCUGAUUCCAAAAAUGAUGGAGCCUGUUCAAAAGGCAAAGAUCAACUUUCCAAGCAACUCUUUCAACCCAGAGCCGACAGAUGAGACAGCGACCAUUGCCGACGAUUUGAAGAGCAUGAACAAUGUGACGAUUAUUAGUUUUGAAGAGAAGCUACAGGAAGAAGCAGACAAGGAGGUUGGUGUUGGGCUGGAGAUUUCAGUCACACUGUCGAUCGGACUUUUGCUUUUCAUCAUAAAUGCCUGUGCUUUCCUCCAGAUGGCGAUCAAAAAGCGAAGAGAGAAGAAGAAUUUUAGAGCAAAGAUCGAGACGGAGCUCGAAGCAUUCGUCAGCUUCAACUCGUAA
Messenger RNA from Oikopleura dioica, 1590 nucleotides. The record is from the annotation of a GenBank genome assembly. NCBI's taxonomy places the organism in Eukaryota, Metazoa, Chordata, Appendicularia, Copelata, Oikopleuridae.